AUGCUAUGUAUUCUUUUAUUAUUCAGUCUACUCUGGUGUUCGAUAUUAAAUGUUGGUGUUGUUGCCAAUUCUAAAGACGAUGAUAAUGGUGACCUUGACAACACUACAAAUACCAAUAAAUUCUAUACAUAUUCGUUUAAUAGAUAUGAGUUAGAUCAAUAUAGAUUGGAAACCAAAGAGUUAUUCGAUUUUGCGUUAGAUAAUUAUCUAAAUAUCGGAUACCCUUUUGAUGAAGUGAAACCACUCUCGUGUGUACCAAAAACAAGAAAUUUUACUCAUAAUGAUUUGAUUACGAAUGAUGUUUUAGGUAAUUUCACUUUGACUUUAUUCGAUUCUUUAACAACUUGUGCUGUAAUGAAUGAUAAAAAACGAUUUGUGGAGCUAAUUGCGUUGAUAACUUUGAAUUAUCCUCAAGAUACUAAGUUUAAUCAUUUAAAUUCUACAGUUCAAGUUUUUGAGACAACAAUUCGUAUCAUUGGUGGAUUACUUUCUUCACAUUUAUACGCAACUGACCCCACUAAAAAAGUGUAUCUUGCUGACUCAUAUGAUAACUCAUUGCUGUCACUAGCUCAAGAUAUGGCCGAUAGGUUAUUGCCAGCCUAUCUAACAGAUACAGGGCUACCAGUAGCAAGAAUAAAUUUACAGGAUCCAUCAAAGACAAAUCCAGACCUUUUGCAAGAAAAUAAUAUCGCUGCUAUAAUGAGUCCUAUUUUCGAAUUCACUCUUUUAUCAUACUUGACUUUAGAUCAAAAAUAUGAGAAAGUUACUAGAUACGCCUAUGAUAAGAUUUGGUCCUUAAGAUCUCAACUUGAUCUUUUACCAAUGUCAAUAAAUCCGAAUGAUUUGAAAACCUAUUCAUUCAUUACUGGAAUAGGCGCAUCAAUCGAUUCCUUUUACGAAUAUACCUUAAAAUCUGCAAUUCUUUUUAACGAUUCAUCGUUAUAUAAGAUUUGGUUAAAAUCAUAUAAUGCUCUAAAGAUUUUUUGUAAAAAUGAUUGGUUUUUCGUUAACAUUAAUUAUAUUAACGGGCAAUUGGUAUCAAACUGGAUAGAUUCAUUAAGUGCCUUUUUCCCAGGAUUACAAGUAUUGAAUGGUGAUAUUUCUGAUGCCACUUUCAAAAAUUUAAUUAAUUUAAAAUUUUGGGAUUAUUUUGGUGGUAUUCCUGAACGUUGGAAUUUUCAACGUAUAAUAAAUGAUAAUUCCAAUAAAGGGUCGAAAUUUAAUACAAAUCAAAAUACUAAUACGAAUAAUAAUAACGAUAAACAAACUAAUCCACAAAAUUUUGCUUCAAAUUUAGAUAAAUUACAACAGUUGAAAGAUUCCAUAUCUUUAGAAUGGUAUCCUCUAAGACCAGAAUUUAUUGAAUCCACUUAUUUUUUAUAUAGAGCUACAAAGGAUCCAUUUUAUUUAAAUAUUGGUUAUCAGAUUUUACAACGAUUGAAAACAAUAUUUAAAGGAGAAUGUGGAUUUGCUGGUAUUCAAAAUAUUUUUACAGGCCAAUUACAAGAUAGAAUGGAAACAUUUAUUUUAAGUGAAACUUUAAAAUAUCUUUAUCUAUUAUUUGAUGAACACAAUGAACUUCAUCAACUAAGUGAUAAUAUAAUAUUUAGUACAGAAGCUCACCCAAUGUGGUUAAGCUAUAAACAAAUAAAUAAUUAUAAGAAAAAUUCGUUCUUUAACGAUUCAAAUUUCAUUCAACAUUUAAAUUAUUGUAAAUUAAAAGAUGAAAAAGAUGCUAAAAUUCAAAGGGAUAAAAAAAAUUCUCAAAAUACUCAUAACAAUUUUUUAAAAGGUCUUUUUAAUAGAAAUCAUGACUAUAAGGAAAUUCCAUCACAAAAUGAAAACCAUUUUAAUAAACAACUUAUAGAAUCCCAAUAUUGUUUUGUUUCAGAUAAUAACAAUAAGCCCUUCAUUCAGAAUAAUAAUUACUAUGAGAAGCAAUCUAGAUCAAGUCUACUGCAUUCCAAUCUUUUAAGUACUUUCAAUAGAUUAUUUGAGCCAGAUAUCCGCUAUUCGGACACAUUAAUUAAGCCAGAUUACUUGAAAGAUUAUUCACCUUUUGAACUUGCAGAACCUUUUUAUACGCAAUGGUCCAAUUCAAAUGGUUUCUCUAAAGCAAUGCAAACUACGGAAUCAUACGAAUUAUUAUUUAAUUUCCCUGGAGAGUAUUACAUUCACUCCGUCCACAAUACAAAUCUUAAUAUGACAGAUUUGUAUUGUGGUGAUUUUACUGGCCAUAGAAAAAUUAGAAUCGAGAAAUUAGCACCCGGUAAGAUAUCAAGCUAUGGAGAAAUAUUAGGGGAUGACAUUUUAGAUAACACUAAUUAUGACGAUAUUUCAAACGUCGAGAAGGAUAACUCAUCGAACUUUGAAUCAGGAUCUUUUGUGUUAAGAGCCACAAUAUUGGAUGGCAAUAUCCUAGGCAGUAAUUCAUCCAUAAUUUUGAACAAGGAUGCCAUAAUGAAAUCUGUGACAGCAUAUUCCGAAUCUGCUUCACAAAAGGAUUUCAAUUUCUUUAAGAUAUUUGGCCUGAAUUCUGAUAAUCAACUCACUCUACAAGGCAUUCCUAUUAUCAAUAUAUUCUUGGUAUAA
Henningerozyma blattae CBS 6284 is the source of this 2592-nucleotide messenger RNA. It is a transcript of the gene MNL1, whose product is annotated as alpha-1,2-mannosidase MNL1. The record is from RefSeq and is a predicted model, not a curated record. Gene Ontology annotation, cellular component: membrane; endoplasmic reticulum. The transcript has a single exon. Gene Ontology annotation, molecular function: calcium ion binding; mannosyl-oligosaccharide 1,2-alpha-mannosidase activity. Lineage: Eukaryota; Fungi; Ascomycota; Saccharomycetes; Saccharomycetales; Saccharomycetaceae. Gene Ontology annotation, biological process: carbohydrate metabolic process; endoplasmic reticulum mannose trimming; mannose trimming involved in glycoprotein ERAD pathway. The coding region runs from base 1 to 2592 and encodes 863 amino acids.